Vanrija pseudolonga is the source of this 766-nucleotide messenger RNA. RefSeq lists its product as uncharacterized. Lineage: Eukaryota; Fungi; Basidiomycota; Tremellomycetes; Trichosporonales; Trichosporonaceae. The record is from RefSeq and is a predicted model, not a curated record. Gene Ontology annotation, molecular function: protein binding. The transcript is spliced from 2 exons. Bases 280 to 603 code for a protein of 107 amino acids.
CAUCUCUUCCACUCUCAACUCUUCACGCCCACCCACCCACGCUCGUUACUGCCAACUACUCCACGUUCUUUACCUACAGGCCCCUGUGUAUACGUCGCAGCCGACGACGACGACGCCGAAGCCGAAGCGACGACUUUCGACGACGACAACACCAGCUUGACUUUCGCCGACGACUACGACGACGACGUCGCCCAGCUUGGCAUAUAAACACCAUCGAUCAUCCAUCUCGGCUUGACCCCAACCUUGCCACCUAGACUUGCGCCGACCGCAUCCACCACCAUGCUCCUCUCCCGCCCCUCGCACUCCUGGACCCGCCUCCCAGACGUCGACACGUCCUCGGUCGACCGGUACUCGCUGCACCACCUCAUGUCGCUCGGGUACGACGAGGAGAGCGCCACGCGCAGCCUGCAGCAGACCAAGGGCAACGUGCCCGCGUGCCUCCGGCUGCUGGAGCACGAGCGCCACGCGGGCCAGUUCGUCGACGGCUGCGAGCGGUGUCAUCGGUCUAGCGGUGCCGGCAGCAGCAGCGACGCGGGCAGCUGGCGCGAAGGGAAGGAGCAGAGCUGGGUGAGCCGGCUCGGCUCGCGCCUGCGGAGGAAGUAGGCUGGGCCCAGCGAUAAGUGUACCAUGUUAUCUUGUAUGAUCUGCACGGACGGACGCAAGGUGGCCGGCCGCACUGACGUCGGCGGGGCAAGCUGUCACCGCGGGUGAGGGCCAAGCACGGCGACGACGGCGCGACUUCGACAGCGACGAUACGCCCAUGCAU